AUGGCAUCUUGUUCCGACAAAACCAGUGACUCUCAAAAAUCAGACAAAGAUCAAGAUGAAAUCGAAAAAGAGGGCAAAAGAUUAGGGCAAAAAAAAGUACCGAGGCAAAAUUCAAGGAAUAAGAGCAAGAGGGCACACGAGCAAACCGAGACAAAAAAGAAAUCAUGGGUGUGGAAGCAUUUUGCGGUGGUGCAAAAGCCUCUGAUGAGUAGAAACGAGGAGGGGAUAAUGGUCCAAGUUGGAUUAACCAAUCGAGCUCAAUGCAGGCAAGCAUUUGAUAGAUUGGCUGAAGAAGAGGACACUAAGUAUAAAAGUUAUUUUGAUGAGGAUGAUGAGGAAAAUGAGGAAGAAGGAGAAGAUGUGGGGACUGUGGGGAGAGGGAAGAAAGUGGGGCCUCCAACAGAUGAUGAUUGGGAAAAAGCUGUUGCAUUUGUCAAGUUUUUGAGAGUGUUUUUUGAUGUCACAUUGAAUGUUAGUGCUUCAAGCAAACCUACUGCUCACAAAGCAUUCCAUGAUAUUGUUUCAAUUAAAUGUGAGAUUGAAGAGAUUUUUGAUGCACCAAUCACAAACCACAGUACAGAUUAUGAGAAAACAUUGUUUAAUAUGUCAGUCCAAAUGAGGAGCAAGUACAACAAGUACUUUGAUUCACUAGAUGAUGUAAAUCAGCUUCUGGUUGUUGCUUUGGUGUUAGACCCUAGGUUCAAACUAAGGUAUUUCACUAAGGUUCUUGAGAGGAUGUUGAAUUAUGAUGCCUUUACCAUAAAAAUGAAGACAGAAAGGUUGAAAGAGUUGAUUGUUACCCUCACUGACUUGUAUGCUUCAAUGAAUGGUGUACAAAAUUCUAGCACAAAAAGGAUAGAUGGUGUUGAAACUGGGACUGAGAGUGGAAGCAGUUGUUCUUCAAAGAAGCUGACAGGAAAGAAAGCAAAAAUGAUGGAAGAUUGGAAAAAAGACCUUGAGGAUGUUGAUGCUGUUGUAGUUGCUCAUGAGGUAGACAGAUAUCUACUUGAUCCCAUUGAAAAGCCAGGUCCAGGAAUUGAAUUUGAUAUAUUGUCAUGGUGGAGGAUAAUGGGAGGUAAGUAUCCUAAUUUGCAAGCACUUGCUAAAGAUGUGCUAGCCAUUCAAGUUAGUACUGUUGCUUCUGAGUCAAGUUUUAGCACUGGGAAAAGAGUUAUUGAUCCUCAUAGGAGUUCAUUAACUCCUAGAUCAGUGGAAGCACUGAUUUGUCUUCAAAGUUGGCUUAAGUCUGAUACAAUAACAACCCUUGCAUAUACUCCUACCCCAGAUGAAAUUGAAUGGCUUGAAAAAACUGAACAAGAACAUUUCAUCUUCCUCUUCAUUUUCAAGCUCAAGAGCAAUCCACCUUCAUUCACCAUAAAAUUCGGCCACCACCUCGUAGCUCCGGCGAGCCCCCGUCGUCUUAGCUCCGGCGACCUUCACAUCGGUGCUCCAAGCUCGCACCACCAUCAAGCCGCGUUCACAAACCCGCAACCACCUCACACAGCCACAACCGACCUCGCAACUCGUCACCACGUCCACGUCGGCAGCUCGCCAUUCACGACCCGUUCAGUCGUCGUGCGCCCUUCACCGUCUGUACGAGUCCAGACCUUCACGCCGUUUAACUCGCACCAUAUAUACACGAGCUCCACUGCACCCUUCGAGCAACCGGCUAGCCGAUCAAGCCACCCGCGUCCAUACGAGCCGCUCUCAACAGCCCACGUUCUUACACUAGCGAACCCACUCUCGCAAGCCCACGACCAAGCCAUCUUAGUCCAGAUCCGCGCCCGAGCUUCCCGAUCCGUUAGAGCCAGCACCAAAACCAUCCCAGCUGCAUCAGAUCUUAGCUAUUCAACCUAG
Messenger RNA from Striga hermonthica, 1857 nucleotides. The record is from the annotation of a GenBank genome assembly. NCBI's taxonomy places the organism in Eukaryota, Viridiplantae, Streptophyta, Magnoliopsida, Lamiales, Orobanchaceae.